Molecule: messenger RNA, 1517 nt
Organism: Centruroides sculpturatus (bark scorpion)
Lineage: Eukaryota; Metazoa; Arthropoda; Arachnida; Scorpiones; Buthidae
Exons: 2
Coding region: 337-1476 (379 amino acids)
Biological process (GO): sensory perception of taste
Cellular component (GO): membrane
Source: RefSeq, a predicted model, not a curated record
CUUUCUUUUCAUUGGAGAAUUGUUUCUCGAAAGCCGUGGUCUAAUUGAUUUGAAUACCAAAGUAAAAAAGUGUUACUAAACAAUUUUAAGUGACGUCACUAACGUCCCAUUAUUUACGCAUUAAACUGACGUGUUCAUUGCAGAUGUCUGGCAAUGGUCACGUCAUUGCAGCGUCGUAGGUGUGCAGUUGUUAGGUUUUACACUUCCCUCUUCUAUUUCGACAAGAACACUCGUGUUGAUAUUGCUUGACGAUAUUCACUUGUAUCUCGUUUAAACGCUAACUCAUUUGUUUUCACAUUCCAACUUCAGAAACAAGUUCAAGAAGGAAGUAUCGUCAUGUGUUCUUUGGUGAAAAACAUACAAUCAAGAGUAGAAGAUCAGAAAGAUCAAUUAUCGAUUUCGUGGAAAAUUCUCUUCGUAAAUAUGAAAAUUUUAGGUUUAAACAUUCAAAACAAAAAUGUAUCUAUUCAUAGUAUCGUAGUAUCAAUUAUACAAAAAAUCUAUAUUAUUUGGCGUUUCUAUAUAAUAAUUUCUAAUUUUAAGAAUAACUAUUCAGAGAAGAUAUUAUUGAAUUUAUCAAUUACAACGUUAUAUAUAUCUACGUUAGUAAUUGCUAUCGAUUUAUUUAUUAUUUACAAAAGGUACCUUAUUUGCAGUAUGAAAGAAUUGUUUGCUUUAAGUAAUUCAAAACAGUUAAAUGUCAAAAGCAUAAUAAUGUUAAUAGCUCUCAUCUGGAUUCAUGCUAUAGUUUAUAUAUGCUACCAUUACUUUGUUGUUUUACCAAAAAACAAAAGAAUAAUUGAUGUAUAUAAUGUAAGAACAUUUUUCGGAAUUGCAAUUACAGAAAAUAUUUCGAUAUUACUUGUAGUGAUCAUAAAAAUGAUUUUUGUAUUGUUUAUAACAAUCCCACAUUAUUUCUGUUUUGUACUAUUCAUUUUAAUCUGCAAAGAAUUGGAAACGGAAUUUGUCGAAUUAUUGCGUAAAAUAGAGAAAUACACGCCUGAAGACUUCUGUAGAGAAAUCUCUCACAUGCCCAAAGAAUAUACGAAGAUCAAGUCAGUUGCGGACAAUUUUCAAGAAUUUUAUUCCAAGAUAUUAUUAAUUUGGACAAUUUACUCAGGAGGAAAUAUUGUUUGUAAUUGCAGCUGGUUCUUUUCCAAAUUAACUACUUUAGAAAUAAAUUAUAUUUCUGGGAUUUUCGCUUUGAACGCACUUCCGUUCUUUUUAUUUAUGUUUGUUUGUAACGCUGCAGCUCGUGUAUCUAUUGCUGCAAAAAAAAUAUCGACGGUUGUCUACACAAAGUCAGUUUUUUGUAAUGCUUUCGUGCAAGAUUGUGCAUACAAAUUUUCCAUGAAAUGUCUUCAAGAUACUUUUCAGUUCACGGGAUGGAACAUAUUUCUUGUCGAUCGUGCUUUGGUGUUCACAAUUAUCGGGAUAGCAAUAUCCUACACUGUCAUAAUAACCCAGUAUCCAUAAUAAUUAUUAAGUAUAAAUCUUAUAGAUAGAUAUUUCUUUCA